UUCGUGGUGUUGCUGGCCGUAGUGGCCUCUGGCCAAUUGCCAUUAUCUUGUACGCGUUACUUGUGUUACAGCUAGUCGGAAGUUCAAUGGCUUUUACCAUACUUUCGCCCUUCAGCUCAUACACAUCGCUGAGUUUUAAGAAUCUUUUGAAUAGUGUCCUGCUGUCGAGUAAUGGCAAUUUGGCCGGUGGCGGUCGUAACCUUAAAUCGGAUGUACUGGAGGAUGCAUCAUUGAUAACGCCAAAAUUAAUACGGAAAUAUGGCUAUCCCUCGGAAACGCAUACCGUGGUAACAAAGGAUGGUUACAUACUGGAAAUGCAUCGAAUACCGAAAAAGGGAGCCCAGCCGGUGCUGCUGAUGCACGGCAUAUUGGAUACGUCGGCAACAUGGGUGCUAAUGGGUCCCAAAUCUGGGUUAGGUUAUAUGCUAUCCGAUUUGGGCUAUGAUGUGUGGAUGGGUAAUGCCCGUGGUAAUCGCUACUCGAAAAAUCACACCAGCCUCAACAGUGAUUAUAUGGAAUUUUGGGAUUUCACCUUCCAUGAAAUGGGUAAAUAUGAUUUACCUGCAUCGAUUGAUUAUAUUUUGGCCAAGACGGGUUAUGAUCAACUGCAUUAUAUUGGACAUUCUCAGGGUACUGCCGUCUUUUGGGUGCUGUGUUCGGAACAGCCACAAUAUGCCCAGAAAAUUUUGUCAAUGCAUGCCUUGGCUCCCAUUGCCUAUAUUGCUGAUAUGAAGAGCCCUCUGUUCCGCACUUUGGUAUUGUUUUUGGACUUUUUAACGGCUGCCACACGCAUGUUACGCAUCACCGAAUUUAUGCCAAAUACGAAAUUCCUUGUCGAACAAACCCAGGUGGUUUGUCAUGACAAUGCCAUGACACAGGAUGUCUGUUCGAAUAUUUUGUUCCUGGUUGCUGGUUACAAUUCAGAACAACUUAAUAAGACCAUGCUGCCCGUUAUGUUAAGUCACACACCCUCUGGUGCGUCCAUCAAACAAUUGGAACAUUUCGGCCAACUCAUGAAGUCUGGCCACUUCAGCAAAUUCGAUCGCGGCUAUUUACGUAACCAAUUGGAAUAUAAUCGUAUGACACCACCCGAUUACGAUUUAUCCAAGGUCAAAGUGCCAGUGGCCCUCUACUAUUCGAUGAACGAUAUGUUGGUGUCGACAACGGGCGUUGAUCGUUUGGCACGUGAACUGCCGCAUGUUAUUGACAAAUAUUUAGUGCCAAUGGAAAAAUUCAACCAUUUAGAUUUCCUAUGGGCCAUAGAUGUCAAGACACUCGUCUACAAUCGGUUGGUGAGGAAUUUGCGACGUGUCGAGAAUUACAAAUUGAAACAUGCUCAAAAUUUGGUCAAUAUUCAGCUGCAGCAAUUGCAGCAACAACAACAACAGCAGCGACAAGAGUUGGCUCACAAUCAGCAUACAAUGCCGUUGCCGAGCGGUAAUGUUGGUGGGGCUGCGCCAGCAGCAGUGCCAGUAAUAGCAGCGACGGCAGUACCCAUGCCCGUUAUAAUUGGUAAUAAUAUGAUGGGUGUUACCCGACCUCCGAUGCAUAUGCCGCCUCCGACUGAGGCAAUGCCAUUUCACCAGGGUGUAAAAAAGUUGCCCGUCGUGCCAGCAGCGCCAACUGUCAAGACCAAUGUGUGA
Molecule: messenger RNA, 1643 nt
Organism: Musca vetustissima
Lineage: Eukaryota; Metazoa; Arthropoda; Insecta; Diptera; Muscidae
Product: lipase 3
Exons: 6
Coding region: 87-1643 (518 amino acids)
Source: RefSeq, a predicted model, not a curated record